Messenger RNA from Haliotis rufescens (red abalone), 7373 nucleotides. RefSeq names its product filamin-A-like. The transcript has 22 exons. Gene Ontology annotation, molecular function: actin filament binding. Gene Ontology annotation, biological process: actin cytoskeleton organization. The coding region runs from base 406 to 4452 and encodes 1348 amino acids. NCBI's taxonomy places the organism in Eukaryota, Metazoa, Mollusca, Gastropoda, Lepetellida, Haliotidae. The record is from RefSeq and is a predicted model, not a curated record.
AAACACGGCCCCACUGAGGAGACGGCAUGGUGUUCGCUAUACUAGAAAACCGGUUUGGGAAGCGAAUGGCUUGUGUGACGGUAUUGUGGGAAGGUGAAUAGCCAAAUAGGUCUUCUGUCGAUUGACUGAAUAUUGCAUACCUGCCUUCACCAACUUCAACGGGUCAGCCGCUCCUACACUGUAGCAAAAGCCCCGGCAGAGAGGGGUGCAGAAGGGAUGCCAUAUUGCCCUCACCCCCGGGAUCUGGACGUACGCGUGUGUUGUUAUUGGGUUGUCGAUAACGUGUCUGUCGCAUCAGCGGGCAUGGAUAGCGUGGUGUAGAACGUAGAUUCCUAGUGUCAAUUUUACCGCAUUUCAAGUGCUUCGCCUGGAUUGUUGGAGAUUUGUAGUGAAAAAUAGAUAAAUAUGAAUCACUUUGGCGGAGCAAGGGAGUCCCUUCAUUACCCAGAUCUGGCACAACGGAUGCAGAUUCAGAAGAACACUUUCACCAACUGGCUGAAUGAACAGCUGAAGUCAAGGAACAUUGUUAUCCACGACGUCAGGACCGACUUCCAAGACGGUGUCAACCUCCUGGCCCUCGUGGAGGAACUACAGCAUCGGAGAUUCGGUGGUGUUCUUAAGAACCCUGCUAACCAUUAUGAGAAGUUGCAGAAUGUGUCAGUCGCUCUUGAUGCCAUAUCCAGGGACGGCGUGCGCAUCGUCAACAUUGACAGUGCCGUGGUCACGGAGGGCAACGUGAAGCUCAUAUUAGGACUGUUGUGGCAGGUGAUUUUACGCUACCAAGUUGGACUGUCAGCUGUGCAACAUAGGCAAUGGAUUCUAAAAUGGAUACAAGCAGUGAUACCGCAGUACCGGGUUAGGAAUUUCACCACAGACUGGAAUGACGGGUUGGCAUUACACGCACUGCUGGAAUUCUGCAAGCCAGGGAUCUGCCCGAACUGGCAUCACCUGGACAGAGACAACAAAUUAAACAACUGUCGCAAUGCCAUGAAGCUGGCGAAGCAGCACUUUGACAUCCCCUUGGUGCUGCGACCAGAGGACCUGUGUUCCCCCGAGCUGGACGACCGCUCCGCCAUCACCUACCUCUCCUACUUCAUCCGACUCAACGCCCCCGGCUAUGUCGCCACCAUCGACUGUGUACAGAAGAGGAUCAGGAACAGGACCAUCACCAAUUUCACGACCGACUGGCACGAUGGACGAGCCCUGUGUGAACUGGUCAAGGUGUCCGGAGGCCCAAUCCAGGGGUGGCCGGAGUUGAGAGGGCCGUCUGUCCAGACGCUACAACAAGGCAUAGAAGGAGGGAGAGAUUUGGGAGUGGAGCCCCUCCUGACGGCAGAGGAGAUCCGAGAGGAAAACCAGGAACAUCUUGGCAUCAUGGCGUACACGGCUCAGUUCCUGCCCUUCACACAAGUCGUCACCAAGACGGACCAGAACCUCUCCAGGACGGAUUACAAUGUCAACAAGGUUGAAAGAGCCAACUACAACACCUCAACAUCGGAAAGGAGAAACUACGAUGUCUCAACAACAGAAAGGAGAAACUACGAUGUCUCAACAACAGAAAGGAGAAACUACAGCUACGGGAAGGCGGAUCACACAGAUUAUAACGUGUCAACAAAGAUGGACAUUAAUCAAAAUAGGGUUAACAUGUAUGAAGACGAGAUGAGCUCCACCCACGCCCCCACCAUCAGCUCGCAAGCGCCAUCCUUCCAUCUUGUCAAGUCACCCGGCACCACCACCAACAACGUCAAUCCCAGAGUCGACCUGCAGAUGGAGUCGUACAAGUUUGAUACAUACUCAGUAGGGGUGAUCAUUGACUCUAAGAUGUCCCCUCCGUUUGACCCCGAGAAGAUCCGCGUGGAGGCUGAGGCCCCGAGUGGACGGAUCAUCAAGAUGACCGGUGACGGACACUACACUGCGCAGUUCAUGCCGUCGGAGAUUGGUCGAUGGCGGGUCGAUCUUUACUACAACAACCGUCUCAUCGACGGCUGCCCUAUUGACGUGUGUGACCCCUCCCAGGUCCGAGUGUGUGAGCUCAAAGGAGGCGGCGUGGCCAAAAUGCAGGAGUUCAAAGUGGACUGCACCCGUGCUGGUGACGGUGAAGUUGGGGUGGACAUCACCCACCAGGGCAGGAAGGUCCCCGUGACCAUCACACAGUCUACUAAGGGCAUGUACAGGGUCACCUACAGCCCCUACGAGGCCGGUGCCUACUCCAUCAACGUCCAUUUCAACAGGGCGGAGGUCAGAGACUCGGACUUCCACAGCUCGGACCCCGAGGAGCGGCAGAGGAAGGCUGUGUUCACCACGACGAUUGAGCGGGAGAACGGGCUGUUCAAGAUAAAGUCUUCCUGUGACUGGGAGAUCGACUACAUGACCGGCGGGCCCUUCAUCUGCCACAUCACCGACUCCUCCGACAUCCAGGUGUACGGCAUGCAGGACGGCACCAUCACCAGCGCUCCACAACUCAUCGCGGACUGCACGAAGGUCGGGGAUGGUCGACUUGAGGCUGAGGUCACACACAAUGGUCUGCGGUACCCUGGCAAGGUGAAGAAGGACAAGCCAGGAAUAUACAGGGUCACCUUCAAACCUAAGGGACCAGGUGUCUACAAGAUCUGGCUGCAUUUCGACGGCCAACCAGUCAAAGGCUCCCCCUUCAUCCAGGAGAUAGAUGAGCUGCAGUCUCCAGUAGCCUCAGGGGAGGGGCUGGAGCGAGCCAUCGUGGACAGACCCGCCACCUUCACUGUCGACCCCCGAGGCUUCCCCGGCAACGUGUCUGUCAACGUACAUGGUCCCACCUACCCCAUCAAGAGUAUGAUUGACCCCCAGCCAGACAACACACUGAGGGUGCAUUACACGCCGGCAGAGAAGGGUAAACACCUCAUCAAUGUCAGGGUCGACGGCAAGGACAUUGAAGAAAGCCCAUUCAAACCUAUGGUGGUUGAUCCCUUCAGUGUGCGAGUGUCUGGGGGGUGGCGCCCUUUCGUGGACGACAAAGGCGUCAUCCCAUUGGUAGUUGACAAGGAGAAGCAGCUUCCGUUUGAUGCCUCCGAGGCUGGGCCAGGGGAACUGACCGCGGAGGUUCGGGGUCCGUCUGGAAAGAUCCCUGUAGCCGUGGACCAGAGGAACGAUGGCAGAAACACCGUCAUCUUCACCCCCAGGGAACAAGGCAAGCAUGACAUUCACGUUCGGUGGGGCGGCUUUCCACUUCAGAGAUCGCCUUACAUGGGCUACGCAACUCACCGACCGAAUGAGCCCGAGCCGGAGGUAUACCCAAACGUCCGACUGGUGCAGGUGCCACUGAAACGACCUGAUCCAGUAUCCCCCAAGUCGUCAUUCGCAGGCUCCAUGAACGGCGACCCCUAUCGAGUGAGCAUCCAUGGCUCAGAGCCUGCCAUCUACCGCCCACCGUCACGACCCUCCUCAGUGAUGGUGGCCACACCUAUUGUGGAAGCUACCAAAUACUACCCACCCACGGAGAGUGUCCCCAUUUCACCCAAGGCUAGGGGGCCGCUCAAGGUGGUCCUCAGUGGUCGGGGACUCAAAGAAGCGAACGUGGAUCAGCCAGCUACUUUCUACGUUGACGGUUCAAAGGCAGGAGAUGGUAUUCCCGAUGCAGACCUCACGAAGGCCAGUAAUGGUAAGCGUGUCCCUGUCCACGUGGAGUCAGUCCGACCCAGGGUGUACAAGUGCGACUACACGCCCAGAGAGCCCGGGGCAUACCUUCUCAAACUCAAGUGGAAUGACCAUCCGCUCAAGGGGUCACCAUUCAGGGUGAAUGUCCGCAGUCCCCCUCAGCCAAAGCGUGUAGCCCUGACCGGCGACUGGGCAAAGGGUGGAGUCCUGGGCAAGGAUCUGGAUCUCAGGAUUGACCCUCGGGAAGCUGGCCCAGGCGAGCUGACUGUCAAGUGCACAGGGCCACGCAGGGAACCAGUCCCAUGCAAACUGAUCGACAACUUUGACGGUACCAGGAGGUUAAAGGUGACACCUAGCACAACAGGAAGGCACAUUGUAGAGAUCAAGUACGACAACGAACAUAUCAUGGGCAGUCCAUAUGCUAUCGACAUCAGAGCUAGCAUCACGCUGGGUGAUGUGAAGGUGUGGGGUCCAGGGCUGGAAGGACCAGGUCUGAUGAACGACUUCCGCUCCCACUUCUGGGUGGACACAACAGGAGCUGGUGCGGGCGAGUUGAGAGUCCGCAUCAUGGGGCCGAAAGGUGCUUUCCACGUGAAGAUGAGGAAGGCCAGUCAGAAGGACAAGCUGUACCAAGCCUUCUACAACCCAGUGGAGCCUGGCAUCUACACCAUCUACGUCCAGUGGUCCGGACAUCACAUCACGGGGAGCCCCUACACAGUUCUCCUGGCUAGGAACAAGGAUGAGUUAUACAGGCUACAGCGUGACGGGAGUGUGACCAGCAACUUCUCCAAACCCCCCUCCCCUCGGGAUGUGUUGUACUGAACACUGCCAAACCACACCGAGAGAUCUGUCACAAGGAGAGCGUAUACCUCUUGGUGUUGAACAUCAGCUAUGGUUAUCAUUGUGCCUACUUGGAUACAGGAAGUUUGAAGCCAAUGGCAUGUGGAUUAAACCUGUACAUUUUUUCUAUGAUUGUGUUACGAGCAAGGGCCCAUCUUUGGCUACUGACCCUACCUAGAUUGUGCUGGGUGGUUGCUCAUUCCUGGCCAAUACUGCCCCAACCUUAAACUUUCAACAAACGAAUCAGAUAAACCUGUUGGGCCCAUACCAGCAACCAGUAAUAUUGAAGUAGUCAAAAUCAAACUCUUAACUUUUGGGCGGUGAGGUAGGCUAGCGGUUUAAGCUUUCGCUCAACACGCCAAAUGCCUGGGUUGAUUCCCCACAAGGGUACAAUGUGUGAAGUCCAUUUCUGGUGUCCCUCGCCAUGACAUUGCUGGAAUAUUGACAAAAACGGCGCAAAAUCAUACUCACUGAUUUUUUAUCUGGCCAUAAAGACCAGUUGCGACCACAUCUGUUUGCAAGUUCUUACAUAUCAGCUGCUGUCAGAGUUUUCUGGAACCUAACCAUUGUGUUGAUAAUAGGUCACCAUACACAGGAACAUGCUUCCUCCCCUGGUAUUCAUAAAGAGCACAUUUGCUGUACAAACCACUGAUAUUAUGAUCUCAAGGGUAUGGCUGAGCAGGGCCUUUAAGGAGUGUAUUGUUGUUAAGAGAGCUGUACGAGUGAUACGCAGGCUUAUUUCCCAAAGAGGACACGAAAUCCUGCUUAAACAACCAUCAAAAUAAUCAUAGACUUCCUGUCCCCAGACUCAACUCAAAGGGCAUAUUCGCUUUCAAGGUGAUUUAUGUUUCUGCCAAAUGUAACUGAAAGGUUAUUUUGUAGGAUUGAGACUAUCAAAACUUUGUCUCUUUGAAAUGGAAUCUCAAUUUUAUCCACAGUAUAGACAAAACAUGCCUUCCAGAUCAAGACUGCUGCCUGGUGCUAUUUAUGUAUAUAUCACAAAUUGGAACCAAUUUGGUCAACUUUACAUACCCCUGUGUCAAUGUUGUGUUUUUUAAGAUUUUUAUGAUUCUUUCAAAUAUUAGUUGUGAUAUGCAGUUCUUGCAGCUGGUAUUUUAAUAUGCAGCUGUUAUUUAUGUACGACAGCUACUUAAUCUGUGAUCUAUGUUUCGAGCUGCUUCUAAUGUAUUCGCAUGGCUGUUCCAGGGACUUCACUCCAUCAUACAUUAUCCAGCUUUACCUACUGGAUCUUUCAGAAUAGAAAUAAAUGUUAUAACCAUGAAUCGAUUCAGACAAAGAAACAUCUUAAUUUCAAAAGCUUUUUAACUGAAAUGCACAACACUCCCUCAGUUUUCAUGAAGGAGUACAAGAUGGGUAGUCUACAGGUAUAAGUGUUGUCUCUACAUUAACUUUACCUGGGUUUAAGUCCCCAUAUUGCGACAAUGAGCGAUGUCAAUUCUUGGUGUCUUCCUCCCCAACAAUAAUAAAUGGUGUUUUUUCUUCAAUUUUCUGAAUGUACCAUUGACAUAUACAUUUUUUAAAUAUUAGACUGUUAAGAGAAUUAAAAUAUAUUAACCUAUUGAUAUUUGUAUUUGAAUUGUAUGCAGGGUUAGGGCCCUGAAGCAGUUAAGCAACUAGACAGUGCUAUACUAGGAGCUGAUGUAUUUACUGCUUUCUUCAACACUAGGUUGGAAGAAAUACUCACAAAAUACGGUUUACUGGUUCCUAAUUUGAUAAUGGUUCAUCUACAAUUGAUCCGAGACGUGUACUAUUCUGAGUUGAUGUAUUGAACAUAGAUAUGACAUGUACUGUUCUUAGUUGAUAUAUAUAUUGAACAUAGAUAUGACAUGUACUGUGGCAGUUCCAGUAGUCUGUCAUUGUAUGUCAUGUUAAAGGUAUGUGCAUUUAGAGACUAUCUAAGCAAGGGAGAGCACUCCUUAUCCCAACGCCACGCUGCUGUACCAUCCACUGAGGUUGUUAGGGUAUCACUGUUGAGUGCUUGCCACGCAAUGUCUCUGUUAAUACAUUCAGCUGAACCUUGUACGAAUACUCAAUUAAACGGUUUAAAUAGGCCACGCUUCUGCUGUAUUCCAUAGUAUUCAGAAACAAAUAAAUAAACUGCAUGAAGUACACCCCAUAAGCAUAAAGAGAAAUAAGAUCUGUGAAUUAUAGCAGCUUAAUAUGAUUAAAGUCAUAUGUUCAACUAUGGUGUUAAAUCGGUAUUGUUUGUCCACAUAGCCUCACCAAACUUGUACUAACCAUUAUGUCGUAAAAUGUGAAAACAUGAGAAACUGAAGAACUGGGAGAUCACAGCUCCUUCUUUCCCAAACAGGUGAAACUACCAAGCUGGAUCCUCCUUGUAAUCAUGUGUCAGGGAGCUGUGACUCAACAUCAGCAUCACUCCAGGCUGAUGGGAUAGCCUGGUGGUUAAAGCCUCCAAUAGACACCACAUAAACAUGGGUUUGAUUCCACACACAGUCCCAAUGAGAGAAUCUGUCCUCACUGUGAUAUUUAAAAUAUGGCUUAAAUGCAGCAUAGAAUUAUACACUCUCUUAAAUUUUAAGUGAAAUCUGAAGUUUCUAAAGAAUUCACAUCAAAAAGGAUGAAUGCCUUAUAAAUAAUAAUGAUUUAUUGUGGUGAAGCUGAAAAUGUCAUUGCCAGGCAUAUUUUUACGGACGUUAGCUAUGUACUGAACACAAGGCAGCUAUUCACUGGAUAUAGCAGUUGGGAGAUACUUAAGCCAAGCGUCCAGAGGCCCAUCCUGAGUGUUGAGGGUUAUAUAGUUGAGUGGUAAGGUGUGCAAUAUAUUACAUUUGGAACGUUAGUAGUAGUUUAGCUGUCACAGAUAUAGCAUGUCGUACUUAGCUACAACAAAUUAUUUUGAAAUAAAGACUUAUUUACAA